AAGGAAAUGGCGCUCCCGUUCGCAACCGGACAGUUUUACCGUGGAUAUCCAGCGCAGUGGUCCACGUAAUGUAGUUUUCUGAAUCUGACACUGCUACAAGAAACCUCAACGUCUAAGAUUUGACAAGAUGCCGACGCCUACACAAGUUGGCAGUGGUACGGAAGGCCGGCUAGCGGGGACGGCAGGGGACAUGCCCAGACUGAACUACCAGAGUAAGGUGGUCGCACCCAGGAACCCACGACUGGUGCGAGGGGAACUCCCACCACCAAAGAUGACACCUUCCAAGUUCCUCCAUGAGAUGGGUCUGGACACAGCAGGAAAACUGGCCAACACACAUGAGAUGCACCUGCCACAGAUAGUGGAACUAUUAGACAUGGCCGAAACAACCCAUCAAAAGUUUUCCCAAGUCAACAUAGACGAAGCCAUGUUCCAGCCUUUUCCUUCAGAGAUCCGGUUCCAGAACUAUGAGCCCCACCAGACAUACGAAGUUCCACUGCAGCUUAGGAACAAUGAUGGGGUGCCCCGGCUGGUAAAAGUGUACCAGACAGACUCCCCAUACUUCAAAAUCAUCAGUCCCAACAAUGUCGGGGACAAGGUCGCACCUGGCAUGGCGAGCACCUUCCGCAUCCUCUUCACUCCGCUGGAGAAAAAGGACUAUGUACAUGAACUGCUGUGUAUGACUGAGCGGGAGAAGUUUGUAGUUCCUGUGCACUGUGUUGGAGCACGAGCCAUCCUGGACUUCCCUGACUAUGUCAACUUCUCUGCCUGGCCAGUCAAACACACGGCGACACAGACUCUCCUGGUCCGAAACAUUGGCAACAAAGACGCCACCUUUUCUCUAGCUGCACAAAGACCCUUCAGUGUGAGUCCGGCCUGUGGUGUACUGCCGGUGGGAGAGAGCAUGCAGGUGACAGUAGAGUUCACAGCUCCAACCACAGGGGACCAUGUAGCAGACCUGGUGCUCACAUAUGACACAGGUGAACAAAUCUUUGUAGAGCUACAUGGAGUUGCAGUGAAUGCAAAUGUGCGGCUGGAUAAGAGUUCUCUCCGCAUCGAGAACACGUACAUCUCCAUGGCGAACCAACGCACAAUCAACAUCGUGAACCGCAGCGAUGUCAUCGUUCACUACCACUGGAAACUGUUUGCCACCGUGGAGGAGGAGGGUCAGCAGAGAACCCACUACAGCUCAGAACUGUCUCACGAGGAGUCUGUGGAGAGAGAGCGCUUUUUGGAAGAGUGCAUCACCGACCCCACUCUGAGAGACAAGAUGUCCCUGUUGACGAGGACCUAUGAGAACAGACGGAGGAUCGUCUCAGGAGACAGCAUGCUGUUCGCCGACGACGUCUACCAGAUCGAGCCUCUGGAGGGGGAAAUCUGGCCCAACCAAUCAGCCGAGGUUUCUGUGAUCUUUAAGCCGCAGGAGGCGAAGACGUAUCAGCAGGUGGCGUACCUGGACAUCACGGGCAGGGAGGCCCGUCUGCCGCUCAGACUACGAGGAGAUGGAAUCGGCCCAAACGUGCAGUUUUCCUUUGAGCAGCUGGACAUGGGGAACAUCUUUGUAGGGUCCAUUCACACCUACGAGGUUGUACUUGCCAACAAGGGUGACAUUGAUGCCAUUUUCAGCAUCCUUCCCAACAACACACAUUUUGGGCUGUGCUUCACCUUCAACCCAACAGAGGGCAUUGUUCUACCUGAUGGACACCAGGCCAUACAGAUAACCUUCAGGUCUGCAACACUUGGUGACUUCCAGGAAGACUUCUAUAUAGCCAUUGAUGGUUCCCCACAUAGGCUGAAGCUGUCCUUCAGGGGAUGUGUCAUUGGACCCACGUUCCAUUUUGAUGUUCCACGACUGAACUUUGGAGUUGUGUCUUAUGGUUUCCAGCACACCCAGACCUGUACCAUAGUGAACACAGCGCUGGUGCCCAUGACCUUCAGCCUUCACGUACCGGGAGACGGUACCGGCGAGCGCAGCAUCUGUAGUCUGUUGGACUUGGAGGAGGGAACUCACGCCAGCGACCAUCACCCCAACCAGAGUGUUUCCACUGCACUGCAGGAGUUCAUCAUUGUACCCUCCAGUGGAACCAUCCCUGCACAGAGCCAAGUCAGGGUCCAGGUGACCCUGGUGUCCAACACAGUGAAGAAGUAUGACUCCAUGCUGGUGGUGGAUGUACAGGGUGUGGGCCAGGGCAUCCUCAUGCUUCCCAUCGUGGCCAAGUGUAUAGUGCCAACCCUGGCCGUUGUGACUCCUAUACUGGACUUUGGGCGCUGUUUCCUGGCCUUUCCUUAUGAACACAGCAUCAAGAUCCUGAAUGACACAGAACUGCCUGCUAAGUACGACAUCAUACCACAGGCCGUGGAUGAUUCAAGCACCCUGACGUACCAGAGCUCCCAGUGGCGGGGGAUCCUGCAGCCCCACACCGUGACAGAGAUCCCCCUCACCUGUACAGCACAGCAGCUCAACGAGGCGGAGGAAGUCGUGUACAUCCACAUCUUUGGCAGUCAGGACCCUCCUAUGCAGGUGCAUGUGUGCUGUGUGGGAGAGGGUCCAGUGGUGCAUGUGGCACCCACGGAGCUGGACUGGGGAGAUAUCCAGGUGCUGACAGAUGUGCACAGGACCGUACAGCUGUCCAACGAGUCACUGAUACCAGCACCCUUCUCUGCACAAAUGAUGCGGCCGGGGUCUGUGUGGCGGGUUGAGCCACAGGAAGGUGUGAUUCCUCCGGAGUCUGCCCAGGAGCUGGUCCUCACAGCACACCUGGACGACUGCAUCAGGUUCAAGGACAAACUGUACAUCCAGUAUCCCAGCAGCCAGCCGCGUACCAUCGUGGUCCAGGCCUAUGGACAUGGCACCACCAUUGUAGCCAACCCCCCAAUCACACCUGCCGUUCACCUGGGCCCACACUUCAGUGACAGCCCCUGCCAGUACCACUUCCAGCUGACCAACAAGGGCCGGCGGCACCAGCAGCUGUUCUGGCACACCGAGGGGUUCCCCAUGUACCGCAUCCGCAGGAACACUUCCAACAACAACCAGAAUGGUCCAACCAGUGAACCCAUCUUCCACCUGAAACCCCACCGUAUGGAGCUGAACCCGGGACAAACCAUUGAUGUCAUGUUGGAGGGGCUGACAAAAAAACCCCAGAUCUUGCGUGAGCGUAUGUUGUGCCAUGCUAUCAUUGGUCAGACCAGCGGGAAGGAGCACAUCAUGACGAUGGACAUCAACGUGGAGUUCAUCGCUCCACUGCUGGAUCUCUCCACUCGCAACAUCAACUUCAGGAUAGACAAAAACCCGGAGGAUGUGCUUGAGGUUCAGCACCAGCCCCUGGAGCUGAGGAACAUGUCCUCCCUGCCGCUCACUGUGCUGCUGGAUGUAGACCACCCCUUCUCCCUGCUGUUCUCAGAUGGAAGAUGCAUCACACAUUCGGAGCUUGUUCUGGCCAUCAAUGAGACCAUCACGCUCCAAGUGCAGUUUGACCCUGCAUACUGCAGCGAUGCUCACUCAAGAACAGAGAUCAGCAACCUGAGCAUCAGCUAUAAAGAGCACCCCAGCAAGGAUAAGGUCCAGUUGUGUGCUGAAGUCCACUUCCCUAACCUCACCUUUGAAAAGAUGGACAUCGACUUUGGGUGCAUCUUGAAUGACACAGAAGUGACCCGUUACCUGGAUGUGACCAAUGAAAGCCCCAUGCCAGUCAAGUACCGCUGGUCCUUCCUGCUGGACGAUCCCACUCAGGCUAUCAAAUUCAGCAGACAAACUGAGGAAGGAGAAGUAGUGGAAGAACAGGUGCUGCCGGAACACACCAAGCUUCAGUUACCCCCAGAGGAGGAGUUUGAUGAGACAGUUGUCAUGGAAACAGGAGGGGGUGAGAAGGAGCCUGAAAAAGAGGACUUUGACCUUGAAGGGGAUGACAAGUACGACGAGAUGGUCCGAGAGGUCCUAAGCAGAGAAGAGAUAGGAGCUGAGGAGGCUGAAGAGGAGAUGGCACUGGAGGAUGUUCCUCCAGACACAGGCAGACAGAGUGUGGUGAGUCGGACAGCUGAGAGGCCGACACUGGAGGAACGACGGGAGGUCCUGCCUCCUCUGCCAUGGCUGCAGAAGGAAGACCCCACCCUACAGCUCAGCACAGGCAUCGAGGAGGUGUUUGACAUCCUCCCCCUGUACGGGAUCCUGCACCCCGGGGAGACUCAGCGCGUGUCCUUCACCUUCUACGGCCACUCCGGGAUCGGCUGCAACGCCACAGCCAUCUGCGAGGUGGAGGGUGGGCCCACCUACGAGGUGACCCUGAAGGGCGAGGCUUCCCUCUUGGAGUACAGACUGGAGGGGCUCGACAUUGACUACGGCAAACAGCUAUUUGACCAGGUAGCAGAGGCAGAGAUCGUGCUCUAUAACACCGGCAAGGUGGACUUUGAAUUUGCUGCCCUGAACAUGGACCCAAUGUUACAGAACAGCCCCCCUCCAGGCAUGCCUGUUCUGGUCCCUCACACAGGUCAAGUUGCAGCCAACAGUCAGCAGACUCUCACCCUCAAGUUCCUGCCAGGAGCUCCUGAGAAGUUCCACAAGAAGUUUCAGAUCCAAGUUGCUCACUUUGAACCAGACAUCAUCACGGUGCACGGGGAGGGAAUCUUUCCACGCCUGAGCUUCGACCUCCCCCGCCUGCCUGACGAGGAUGGUCAGUACACCAGGCUGAUGGCGCAGGCUCGGGAAGCCCUGACCGUGGAACAGAAGGUGCAGAAACAGGAGCCUGUGAGCCGGGCACAGAGUGAGCUGUCUCUUCAUCCUACAGGAGGGACUGAGGAGGUGUUUGUACAAGCAGAGCCUGAGUUGCCCAGUGAACUGGACCUGCAGAUGGAGGUAGAGCGCAGGAUUCUACACCAGCAUGCCACCUCCGUUCAUCCCAAGCUAAAACUAGCUCAGCCUCCAAAUGUCCAGAAGAAGCUUCGCAAGCAACUCACCCACACGGAGUUGCCCCACUACCUCCUGCAUUUUGGGUAUGUCGUGUUGGGGGAAGUCCGGAUACACAUCGUACGUGUCACAAACACUGGCUACGUCCCAGUGUCCUUCAGUGCAGACCAGUCGCGCCUGCAUCACUCCGGCUUCCACCUGGGGCUGCACCACAUCCACUCCCUACCCGGCUACCCCGACCACGAGACCAUGGACUUCCAGGUCACCUUUGACCCACGAGGGGCCAACCUGGACCUGGGUGAGGUAGAGGCCACUGUGCCCCUCCACAUCCAGGGUGGACCCACCAUCAUGCUGAGCCUGAGGGCCACUGUCACCAUGCCAGAAAUGCAGGUAUCAGAAGAGGUGUUGGACUUUGGCACUGUGCAGUGUGGUCAGUGUCAGGUCAUCACGGUGCAGCUGUACAACCACAAACAGGUGCGCUGUGAGUGGUCAUCCAUGCCACAGGAGAAGCAGAAGAAAGGAAAGGUUGCUAGGCAUGUUCCCAUGCACUUACGUCGUCAGAUGUGGCCAGACAACAAGCCCAAGCCAAGACAUUUUGAGAUCAUGCCGUCAUCGGGUGUGUUGUUGCCAGGGCAACGGGUCAAUGUCCAGGUCAAGUUCAUGCCAACAGAGGAGACCCUGUACCACCAGCGGCUGCCCAUCCAGCUGGCCCAGAGCAGCCGGCGCCUGGUGCUGCUGGUGUCCGGUCAGGGCCAGGAGCCCCGGCUGGAGUUCAGCUCCUCCCUGCUGGAGUUUGGACCCAUCCUGCCCCACAGCAGCGGGGAUGAACAGGAGAUCAUGCUCAGGAACCCCGCAGCCUUCCCCAUCGAGGUCUACUCCCUGGAGUUUGACCAACAGUAUCUGGAUGAGGAGAAGGACCUGAUGGAGAGAAGGAGGAAGGUCCGGUGGGUUUGGACCUGGAUUCUGCCACACCCCAGCCAUCGGUCCCAGCAGCCCCCAGCACCAGAGCCGACCCUGACAGUGCCCCUCAUGUGGAACCAUCACCUGAUGAUGAGCACAUGGAUGCAGGCAAAUGGAGAAAACCAAGAGGCUGCUAUUGUUGGUGUGGGUGAGCUGGAGAUCACGCCUGUCUCAGCAUCCAUUGCUCGGCACCUCGGCAUUGACCUCUCACCUGAGGGCAAAGCAGCGCGUAAUCGUCGUGGCAUCGCUAUCGUGGUCCACGGAGCCCCACUGUCUGGUAAAACUGGCACAGCAGUGACAUUAGCCAAAACCUACGGUGCAGCCAUGUUAACCAUGGAUGGCAUCGUCCUGGAGGCAAUCUCCAGUGGGAACACCCCGUCAGGUCUCCGCGCCCGGGAGCUGUGUGCUGCCGCAGCCAGGGAGAACGCUGCCAAGGACGAGUCCACCGACGCUGACAAGAGCACGGCUGUCCCCGGCAGCCUGAGUGUGGACGCCCUGACAGCACACACAGCAGCGGCAGGGGCAGCAGCAGGAUCAGGUUCUGUUAGCCUGGCAGGGGGCGCUGCUCCUUCCAUCAUCUCUAAUGUGAAGAAGACCAGUAUUGUGAGUGGAGCCCAGAAGGCUGGAGGCAGCAAGGCUGGGGGGAACAUCUCCACUGGUGAGACAUCCAGCCAGCCUGCAGGAGGUACCUCCAGCCCCCCGCCAGCAGCACCCAUCCAGCGCAGGCUGAGUGUGAGUGCCAGUGUUGCUGGGGAGGAGGGUCUGAUGAGCUGUGUGCUGCCUGAGGAACUGCUGGUGGAGAUCCUGGCCGAGAGAUUCCAGCUGAAUGACUGUCACCAGGGCGUGGUCAUCGACGGGCUGGAGACCCUGUUCAGCCCCAGUCAGACCGCCGCCGGCCUGGCCGUGCUGAAGGCCUUCAACAACAGGAAGUACAUGUACUUCAUCACCCUCGGCCUGGAGAUGGCUGUGCUCAAGGCUCGCAAGCAGAAGGAAGAGGAGGAGAAAGAACGACUAGCACGCCAGAAGGAAGAAGAGGAGAAAGCAGCACUGGAAGAAAUGUCAGAAGACGAGUAUGACAACCUGUCACCUGAGCAGAGGGCUGAGAUUGACAGGAGACACCUGGUCGCCAAGAAAGAACGCAUGCAGAGGGAGAUGGAGGACAGACUGGAGAGGGAACGAAGAGAGCGUGAGCUUCAAGCACAGCUGGAGGCCAAGAGGGAGGAGGAGGAGAGGCUGAAACACAAAAGCAAGCGUAAAGGAGGCAAGGACGACGGAGCUGCGGGUAAGAAGAGCGUAGCUGGUGGGAAGCCUGGAGGAGCUCCGAGCCAGGAUCGCGUGGCGGCCCUGAAGGCUGUCAGCUCCCACGGAGCAGGAGAGCACGGCGCUAAGGGGUCCCCAUCUGCUGCCGGCAGACCGGAGUCACAUGAGACGGACAAGAGUGAUGAGAAGGAUGACGGCGGAAAGAAGAAGAAGGGAAAGGAUGGCAAAGGACGCCCUGUAUCGACAGACGUGACAGCUAAGGAGUCCUCGGCUACAGCAGCAGAGGAGCCUGUGCCAGAACCACCCCCAGAGGAGGUCCAACUGGCCAACAGGUUCAAAGCAUAUGAGCACACCCAAAAGGAGAUCUCCCCCAUCCUGGAGUUCUGGGACCGCACACAGCUGAUCGUGCACAGGCCCACAACACCAGAUGAGGAGAAGGAGUCUGCUGACGACCAGCCACCACCCUCCGCCAAGAGAGGUCGAGCCAAGGACAAGGAGAAGGAGAGGAUGGAGAAGGAGAAGCUGGAAAAGGAACGCCUGGAGAAGGAGAAGCUAGAGAAACUGAAAGAGGGUGCUGGCACACCCACCUCUCAGCUCGGAGGAGAACCUUUCCCAGCUGAUAGUGACAAGGGUGGGGAGGAGCAGACCAAGGAGGAGCUGGGGGUUCCACACAUCAUCUUAGAUGCCAGCGACCCAGAUGACCCGUGUGGGCCCCGCCUCCUGACCUCAGGACAGCUUCCUCCAGUGGACGAGAUUCUGGACGGACUUGGCCUGGGUCCUGGCGGCCCACCCAUCCCCCCUCCUGCCACCUUCUCAGUGGUUCCUUAUCCUGUCAAGAGGAAAUCUCCACCUGGGACAGAUGUGGCCAGCCACUACAUCUUUGUGGCAGCUUCACAAGACGACCCGAAUGUUGCACCUGAGGACAGACUACCGGAUGUUGAACCUGACACUGAGUCUGUCACACCAGACAAGUCUACCAAGCCUGAGAAGGAGGAGCACACAGCAACGUCCAGCCGUGGACGGUCCAAGGAACGAGACAAGCGGUCAGGGACAGACAGUGUGAAGGAUCGCCGCAAGUCGGCCAGUCGGAAGGGCAGGAGAAGUUCUCUGUCAGCACCCUCCCCACCCCCCGGGGCUGCUACCCCUGGGUCAGAGGCAGAUGGCCAAAGCACAAUUGGAGACACUUCCACAGCGAUUGAACAUAAGAGUCCAAAGCUGAGUACUUUCCGCUGGGUCAUCCCUGCCGGCGGAGACGUGACGCUGCGUCUCCGCUUCACAUCGGAGGAUCUGGGACAGUUUGAUCAGACGCUGAACUUUGAGAUUGUGGGGACCCGCAGACGUUACCAGCUGUACUGCCGAGGAAUCUGCGCCUUCCCAACAAUCAGCAGGGAACCAAGGGUUGUCUUUCCCCACCGUAAGAAGAGCAAGAGGUCUGACGAAAUCAUUCACAAGAAGUACGUCCUGGGUACAGAGGUCAUGGAGUUUGGACCCUUACUGUGCGGGAAGACAAGAGACAGGUACAAGGAGGGCAGGUACCCAGAGAACAUGGAGAAGUUGACUGUCAUGAACACCUCUCCGCUGGAGGCAGACAUCACCUUCUGUUUCCAGCAGGAUGCUCAGGCUACCACAUACCUCCUGGACCCUCCCAGCAUGCUCCUCAAGCCUCAGGAGUCACAGGAGCUGACCAUUUGGGCCUACCCAAAGACACCUGGUUACUUUGAAGACUGCCUGGUGUGUUGUGUGAGGGAGAACCCAGAGCCUGUGGUGUUCCGUAUCUCCUGCCACGGAGUCAAGCCUGAGAUAGAGAUGGACCGCAAACAGCUGUUCUUUGAGAAGGUUCUUCUGCACAGGAAAGACACCAAGACAAUCUACCUGCGAAACCCGACCCUCCUUCCCGUGGCCUGGCGCAUCAGUGGCGUGGAGAAUCUCGGAGACGACUUCUCUCUGUCCGCAGAGCAAGGGGUCAUUGACCCCAAGUCUGAGCUGGCUCUACAUGCCCACUUCCGUGCCAUGAAGCCAACCAACACCAAGAAGAUCAUUCGUCUGGAGGUAUCAGAUGUGGACAACAUCAUGGGUCUGGUGGAUGUGGAGAACAUACAGGUCCAUGCUGAGGCCUACGAUGUCGCUCUGGACAUGAGCUUCCCAAAAGGUGCAGAUGGUGGACUUGACUUUGGCGUGAUCCGCGUCAUGGAUGAGACCAAGCAGACUCUGACGCUGAAGAACAAGGGGAGAUACGAGAUUGGUUAUGAGUUCAUGUUUGAGACCAGUGACCCUAACCUGCCUGAAGUGGGUAGUCUGUUCUCAGUGCUGCCCCAGCACGGGUCUCUCCUGCCCACAGACAGGCCCACACAGGUCCAGGUCAUCUUCCGAUCACGCUACGAGGUCAACAUCAAGGACCAGCCCAUCCUCAGGUGCAAGGUGAUAGAGCCCAGCCUGGGUGACCAGGGGGAGACCAUCGCCAGUAUCCCCAUCAAGCUGUCAGUCCGCUCUGUCUUCAGCAGAUACAUCAUUUAUCCAGAGAAAGACAUACAUUUUGGUGCCAUGAUGGUGAACAGUCGUAAGUCCCGCACCAUCACCAUUGAGAACAAGGGAGAGUUUGACUUCAAGUACAGCAUCAUUCGCUACAUCAAGGAGGCUGCUGCACAGAGUCCACAGAAGCGCUUGCCGAUUCCAGGUAAAGCUCGCACCAAGUCCCGUGAUGGCUCCAGCUCCGGCAAGUCCAUCACCAAACCAAAGAAGGCAGAAUCUGUCAGACAAGAGGUUACGCAGGCCAACCAGUCUCGCCUGAUGCUGGGCAUGUUCACGGUGUACCCCGGGUUUGGACUGAUCCAGCCGGGAGGACAUCAGCAGGUCCAGGUGGACUGUCUGGGGGAACAGCCGGGCAGGGAGGAAGUGGAUAUCGCUAUUGAGAUCUCUGACCGUGACCCUGAGGACCACCCAGGUGGUAUCCCGUACAGACUCGUGGCUGAAGCCUGCAUCCCAAGCAUCAACACCUCUGACAUUGGAGCCAUCUUUGAAGAACAUCGCAUUGUGCAGAAUAGCCAGGCUAGCGAGAUGCUCUCCCAGUUACAACUGGAGAGUGGUGGGAUGUACAUUGAGGAGGACAACAAGUUUGUCUUUAACAACGUCAUGGUGGGGAGGAAGGCCCGGGCACGCUUCCAAAUCACCAACACCAACAAGGUUCCCUGUGACGUGGCGUUCUCUGUGAAACCGCUGUCAAUCAAACCGUCCUCCAAGCUCCACGGAGACGUGUUUGACGUCGAGCCGUCGCGAGCGGCCAUCCCGACCCACAGCCACAUGUACGUGGUGGUCAGCUUCUCACCGUCCACCAUGCAGACCUUCACGGGGCUGUUCGAGGCCACAGUAGAGGGGCUGCCCAGCACGCUGGCCAAGGCACGCAACCUGUCCUUUGAGCUGGUGGGAGAGGGCACCCUUCCCAGAGUAACCCUGGUGCAGCCGACACUGUUUAACAAACAGGGCAUGCCACUCCUGCUGUACAGGCGGCUGCUGCUGGGACACACCCAGGCCCUGCCCAUGGUCCUCAAGAAUGACGCCACUCUUCCCUGCAAGGUUGACAUUGACCUGCUUGAUCCAGAAGGAGGGUUCAGCUUGAGACUAAAGAGGGGAAGCAAGGCUAUCCAAGCCAACAGUGUGGAUUCAGAUGAAGAAGAUGAAGCCCCAACCAAACAAGCCCACACCAUGUCAGUGAUAGUUGAGAACGGUGUGCAGGUGGAGUUUGACGUGCUGUUCAAGCCUGGAGUGGUGCAGCAGUACAAGGGAACUAUCCACCUCAGUGUCAUGGACAACCAGUACGAGGAGACCAACAUACAGCUGAUCGGAGAGGGGUACGAGGAGGAGGUGACCAUCGAAAACCUGCCUGCCUUAGACGCACCUCUGGCUGGAGUCAACCCAGAGGCGGUACAGGCACAAGAAGAAGUCCAAGCUGUUCAUGGUAACCACCUGGACUUCGGAGACUGUGCCAUCGGCGAGCCUCACCAGCUGAGCUUCACCAUCACCAACCAUUCUGAACAAGACGUCUACCGUUUUACCUGGCCAGAACACGCUGCCUUGACCUUCAGCCCGCAGACUGGACAUCUCCACCCCAAGUGCACCAAGGACAUCACCAUUGUCUUCAAGUCAGAUGAGCCCAGACCGCUCAAUAGGGCUGCGGUGGCCUGCAAGAUCUGCAAAAUACUGCUGAAGCAGAUGCCUGACCAGGUGCAGGACUGGGAUGACCGGUUACGGGUCAUCAAGUGGGUGGACAGUGACACUAUCCAGGUGCCACAAGAGGCUGACAAGAAAACAACCAAGGACCAGCCUCCCCCUGGUUCUAGUACUUCACGUACGUCUCGUAAGAAGGUGACAGAGACAGCGGAGGAGCCCGGCCAUACUGUGGUGGAGAACUCCACCAGAGAUCUGGAGCUGCAAGUCAGCGCCACCUGUGACUUUGCCAAACUGCGCUGGAAGACAGAAUCCAUCGCCUUCAAGGACACACUGAUGUUCCAGUCUAGGAUAUAUGAGUUCACACUAAACAACAAAGGCACAGUGAGCGCCCACUUCAACUGGCAGCUGGUGACAGACGGCCUCAAGUCUGUCAGCUUUGCUCCAACAGAGAGGCCCCCAACAGCCCCCACCCCUGACCUGCGCCCCUCCAGCCGGAUGAUGUUGUCCCCACCCCCUGGGGAGGACCUGGCCGCCCCCAGCCCCUUCAGCAUCUCCCCGGAGACAGGAACUGUACCCGCGGGGAAGAAGCAGACCUUCACGGUCAAGUUCUCACCCAUGGACAUCCGGCAGUAUGAGGCCAAACUCAUCUGCAACAUCCCUAACCUGGAGGAGGGGAAGCAGGCCCCGGUACUGGCAGUCCGAGGGCGUGGCCUCCUGCCUUACUGUCACUUUGAACUGGAGGACUCGGAUUACAUCAAUGCAAGACGGAACCCUCAGAUGAGAGGUCCACGAGGGGCACCACCUGGUGCUACCCUGGAUCCCAACACUCGGGUCAUUGAGUUUGCUGCUACAGGGAUCAACGUCAAAACUUCAAGGAGCUUCUUCAUUUUGAAUCCAACCAAUCGGGACUACUCUUUCCUCUGGAAUAACGAGGACCAAUCAGACUCCAAACUUCCAUCCCCCUUCACGUGCCAGACGUCAAGGGGUCACAUUCAGGCAGGCCGCAAGACAAAGGUUGGGUUCCAGUUCUGUACGCAGCAGCUGGGUGUGGUGGAGUCCUUCUGGUGUUUCACCAUCCCCGAGCUCAGCAUCUCGGUGCCAUUCUUACUGACAGGAUCCGCCUCCGAGCCAAAGGUCGUCAUGGACCGCUCACAUCUCAACUUCAAGCCGCUGCUUCUUGGUCACAGUGCUGUAGAAACCAUAGGACUGUGCAACAAUGAACCUCGGCCUUUCGUCUUUGAGUUCAUGGAGGCUUCCCUACACUCUGAGGGCCAUGCCGCUGCCCUGACCAUCACCCCCAUGGCUGGCACUGUGCCACCUAAUGCAAGUUUCCCCAUUGAUGUGGCCUUCAGUCCGACUGAGGAGAAGCAGGUCAACUUCAAUGUCGUGUGCCAUGUGCAGCAGAAAACAGAGCCACUUGUCCUGAACGUGAAGGCGGAAGGUUACACCACGAACGCCUCGGUACAGUGUGAGGACUCGGCAGGCAAGAAGGUCACCCUGACACCACAGGGGCUCAACCAGGUCAACUUUGGACAGGUCCAGAUCUAUGAGAAGGCAGUGCGUACCAUCCACAUUGUGAACAACGGCAAGUUCACCUUUGACUUCAACUGGACAAAGGAACAGCAGAGGAACCCAGAAACUGUCAUCAUCACCCCUGAGACAGGCAGCGUCCCUGUAGGUGCCCACAAGAAGUGCAUGCUGACUUUCUGCCCAACUACCAGGAUGAGUCUACAGGACUGUCAGCUGGCCCUGCAGAUCACCAAUGGCCCGACCUAUGACCUGAAGGCCCUUGGUGCAGGGGUCACCCCAGGUCUACACUUCUCCUUCCUCAACUAUGACUUUGGGCCGUGCUUUGUCCACCAUGCUGGCAUGCCUGUCAGAAAGGCCACAUUGAAAAUCACCAACAAAGACUCCAAAGAAGUCAGUGUGAACUGUCUGUUCACCAACACUACCCACCUAGAGGUGCAGUUUGAACCGACCAUCCUUUCACCAAAGGACUCGUGUGAGGUCUACAUCUCCUUCUUCCCACGCCACUGUGUCAAGUAUUUUGAUGUCCUCCCCUUUGAGAUCAAUGGACUCUCCCAGACCAAUGUGGAAAUCCGAGGAGAAGGCACAGAGAUGACAGUGGAAGUAGCAGACAAGAGACAGAAGAUUGUCCAGCUGGGUGCCCUGUUGGUGGGGACCACAGUAAAGAAGGUCGUCUCACUGGUCAACAAGAGUCUGGCUCCAAUCACCUUCAAUCUGGUGUGCACACCGUCCAGUCACCUGCUGCAGGACUCCCGUGUGCUGUCCAUCUCUCCGUACCAGUCCAUCACGCUCAAACCACGCGGCGGCAAGGUCAACGCAGAGGUCACCUUCUCACCAAGGACACGCAUCCCACAAUUCACUGAGGAGGUUAUGAUGGAGAGUGAAGGGUUCUCCCAGCCCCUGUUUGUGCUGAUGGGCUCCUGUCAGGGCAUCGAGGUGCAGCUGGACCAGGAGUCCAUCCCGUUCGGCGCCGUCGUGCUGGGCAGCAGCAGUACCCGCAGGAUGGUCAUGCGCAAUGUCGGCGACAUCGGGACAAAGUUCCAGUGGAAACUACGGCAGUUUGCACCAGACUUCUCCAUCAACCCUUCUGAAGGGUACAUCUCCCCCGGGAUGGAGGUGGCCUUCAAUGUGGUGUUUCACCCAACCAAAGUCAGCCAGGAUAUCAGAUAUGAGGACCUGGAGUGUGUGACUGAAGGGAGAAAGAAGAUCCUUCUGACCCUGACAGGCAUGUGUGUCAGCACACCAGCUCUCAAGGAGGUUCUGAACUUCAGCACACAUGUCCGCCAGAGGGACACCAAGACCGUCACCAUCUCCAACCGCACCAACCAGACGUGGGAGCUGCACCCUGUGAUUGACGGGGAGUACUGGGCGGGGCUGGAGACCUUCAUGGUGGAGCCGCAGCAGAACAAAGGCUACGAGCUGGUCUACAAACCACUCGCUAUGACAGCCGAGGGGAAGAAGCACACAGGCACCGUGUUCUUCCCCCUGCCUGAUGGAACAGGCCUGCUGUAUAACCUGACUGGUACAUCUGAGCCUCCCAAGGCCAUUAGUAACAUCACCAGGGAAGUGCCCUGUAAGACGGGAUACACAGAGCUGCUGACUGUCUCCAACUGGCUCAAACAUCCACAGAGGUUCCGAGUGACUAUAGACAUGGUGAAGCCAGACCGGCUGGACCAGAGCACCAGUCUGAAGGGGCUGGACUACAUCGACGUACCAGGACUGGGGAAAAGGGACUACAAACUCAACUUCUUUGCUCACAGGGAGGGGACUGUCACCAGCAAGGUUGUGUUCCGGGAGGACACUACAGGAGAGUACCAGUUCUACUUUGUGACCUUCAAGGCGACUCCGCCCGGCACCAUCAGUACCCUGUACCUCACCACGCCCGUACGCCAGAGCGCCUCGCACACCGUGACUGUGGAGAACCCCCUGGCCAUGCCCAUCACCUUCUCCACAGACUGUAAGGUGGCCGACGUCAGCCUGCCGCCACAGUUUGUGGUUCCUGCACAGUCGGAGGGCUCUGUGAUGUUUGAGUACUUACCUCUGAAGGCAGGUGAGACCAACGGCCGUCUGGCCCUGUACAGCAGCGAGCUGGGCCACUACACGUACGACCUGGUCCUCAGGGCCCUGCCAGCUGGCCCGGAGAGAGCGCUGCACUUCAAGGCCAGUCUGGGCGCCAACCAGACACAGACGGCUCAUCUCACCAAUUUCUCCAAACAGAAAGUAGAAUAUCUCUGCAAGGUUGACAACAGUGAUUUCCAUGUGGAGAAGACAGUAAACGCAGCUCCCGGGUCACAGGGUGGUACAGAGGUGGGGAUCGAUGUGACCUAUGAACCCUCCAAACUGGGCCAAUCCCGUGCAACCCUGACCGUCUCGUCUGCUGUUGGUGGAGAGUAUACCUUCCCCCUCGUGGGAAACUGCCUGGCACCCAAACCGCAGGGUCCGUACACCAUCCGCGCUGGCUCCACUGCAUCCAUUCCCUUCAAAAACAUCUUCCCACAUACCACGGCUUUCACCUUCACCGUAGAUAACACUGCCUUCAGCGUCAAGGCAGGAGAAACCAUCCGAGCCAAGAAAACUCACAGCAUCAUUGUAGGGUUUGAGGGGAACACCAGUGGGAGUAAGGCACCCAAGAUGGGCAAACUGGUGGUGACCUGCCCCAGGUCAGCAGGGGGGGAGCACAAUGUCACCUGGACCUUCUAUGUGAAGGGAGUCACUCCAUCUUAAAUACAUCACCGUAAACUAAAACCUACACUAUGGUGGUGGAUUUAGUACUCUAAAGCUUCUCAGAACUUAAACUUUCUUUGUGUAAUUUAAAUUUGAUCUGAGCUUUAUGUUUGACAUAAGGACCUACUAUGCACAUCUGUAGAAUUGUUUCAGAUGCCUUAUCAGGGCUUCUUGUUUGCUGUAAAUUUGUUGGCUAUCAUUUAAUAUUCUAAUGCAGUGGACUAUAACAAAUGUAUAUAUGGGUGAACAAGUGUACUUUGCCAUGAAAAAACAGUAGUCAGGGAAGAUGUUGCCUAAUACCUAUACUAGAUGGGAAAUUUGCUGCUACACUUUUUGAAUUCAGUCACUGUUUGAUGUGAGUCAUUGUAAACAAAGUGGAUAUAUAUAUAUAUGUACUGUAUAUGCCAAGUUUGUGGUCAUGUUGCUGUUAUCUGUCACUUUUCAAUAAAAGAAUGAAGUGCCUUACUAUUUUGCAGUGUGACACUUAACGUUAAUGUGUGUCACAAAAAAAGCCUUGGUGAGUAAAAGCCGACUCUUCUCAGCUUCAUUUUUCAAAGUCUAACAGUAACAUGUUACAAUUUCACAAUACAAAUUAUUCUUGGAACAAAAGAAGUUGUUUGAGGUGAACUCUGUAAUGGAAAUCUUUGGUAAAUAAAUGUCCUAUUUUGGUGAGUGAUGAUAAUACCAGGUAUACCAUGUGACCUAUAUCCUAUCCUCCAUGCACCAGCCAAGUUGUAGGGAGAAAAAAGAAUUCUGUAUGGAAUAAAGCU
Molecule: messenger RNA, 16302 nt
Organism: Branchiostoma belcheri (Belcher's lancelet)
Lineage: Eukaryota; Metazoa; Chordata; Leptocardii; Amphioxiformes; Branchiostomatidae
Product: hydrocephalus-inducing protein homolog
Exons: 86
Coding region: 128-15532 (5134 amino acids)
Biological process (GO): cilium movement; axonemal central apparatus assembly
Cellular component (GO): axoneme
Source: RefSeq, a predicted model, not a curated record